Molecule: messenger RNA, 4371 nt
Organism: Vitis riparia (riverbank grape)
Lineage: Eukaryota; Viridiplantae; Streptophyta; Magnoliopsida; Vitales; Vitaceae
Product: pleiotropic drug resistance protein 2-like
Exons: 20
Coding region: 1-4371 (1456 amino acids)
Cellular component (GO): membrane
Molecular function (GO): ATP binding; ATP hydrolysis activity; ABC-type transporter activity
Source: RefSeq, a predicted model, not a curated record
AUGGCUGCAUCAUUGGCUGAGGAUGAUCUAGCAAGUUCCAUGAGCAGCAGGCGUAAAAGUUCAUCGUCUGGAAGUAGGCGUAGUUGGGCUUCUGCGAGUAUUUGUGAGGCGUUGUCAGCUCAAGGUGAUGUUUUUCAGAGGAGUAGGAGAGAGGAUGACGAGGAAGAAUUGAAGUGGGUGGCCAUUGAAAGGCUUCCAACCUUUGAGCGGUUGAGCAAGGAGAUUCCUAAGCAAGUUUUGGAUGAUGGGAAGGUUGUCCAUGAAGAAGUUGACUUCACCAAUAUUGGUAUGCAGGAGAGGAAGCAUCACAUAGAGAGUAUACCAAAGGUUGUUGAAGAAGAUAAUGAGAAGUUCCUUCUCAGGCUCAGGGAAAGGACUGAUAGGGUUGGGGUUGAGAUUCCAAAAAUCGAAGUCCGGUUUGAGCAUUUAUCAAUAGAAGGAGACGCAUAUGUUGGAACCAGGGCACUUCCUACUCUGAUCAAUUCUACCAUGAACUUCAUAGAGGGAAUACUUGGACUGAUUAGGCUUUCCCCAUCUAAGAAAAGGGUAGUCAAGAUACUAAAAGAUGUGAGUGGGAUCGUGAAACCAUCAAGAAUGACUCUGCUUCUGGGACCUCCAGCCUCAGGAAAAACUACCCUGCUACAGGCGCUUUCUGGGAAGAUGAACAAAGAUCUAAGGAUGGAAGGAAGAAUCACAUACUGUGGUCAUGAAUCAUCAGAGUUUGUUCCUCAGAGAACAUGUGCUUACAUUGGCCAGCAUGAUCUGCACCAUGGUGAGAUGACAGUUAGGGAAACGUUGGACUUCUCAGGACGAUGUUUGGGGGUUGGAACCAGAUAUGAACUACUUGCAGAAUUGUCAAGACGAGAAAAAGAAGCUGGAAUUAAGCCAGAUCCUGAGAUAGAUGCGUUCAUGAGAGCAACAGAAACUAAUUUGGUUACAGAUUACGUGCUCAAGAUGCUGGGAUUAGAUAUCUGCGCUGACAUUAUGGUGGGAGACGAUAUGAGAAGGGGCAUUUCUGGUGGAGAAAAGAAGCGUGUUACUACUGGAGAAAUGUUGGUUAGACCAGCAAAGGCUCUUUUCAUGGAUGAAAUAUCAACUGGUCUGGACAGUUCCACCACUUUUCAGAUUGUUAAGUUUAUGAGGCAGAUGGUUCAUAUCAUGGAAGUAACCAUGAUAAUCUCUCUUCUCCAACCCGCACCUGAAACUUAUGAUCUUUUUGAUGCCAUUAUCUUACUAUGUGAGGGUCAGAUUGUGUACCAAGGUCCCCGUGAAAACAUCCUUGAGUUCUUUGAAAGCGUGGGCUUCAAAUGCCCGGAAAGAAAAGGAGUCGUGGACUUCUUGCACGAGGUGACUUCCAGAAAGGACCAAGAACAAUACUGGUUCAGAAAGAAUGAACCUUACAAAUAUAUCUCAGUGCCCGAGUUUGUGCAACACUUCAACUCUUUCCACAUUGGCCAGAAGCUUUCAGAUGACCUUGGAAUCCCUUACAACAAGAGCAGAACCCAACCUGCAGCAUUGGUGACAGAAAAGUAUGGAAUCUCCAACUGGGAACUCUUCAAGGCAUGCUUUGCCAGAGAGUGGCUAUUGAUGAAGCGCAACUCUUUUAUAUACAUAUUCAAGACAACCCAGAUUACAAUCAUGUCAGUAAUUGCCAUGACAGUGUUCUUCAGAACAGAAAUGAAGCAUGGCCAACUGCAAGAUGGAGUAAAAUUCAAUGGGGCUCUGUUUUAUGGUCUCAUAAAUGUAAUGUAUAACGGAAUGGCAGAGCUUGCAUUGACUAUUUUCAGGCUCCCAGUGUUUUUUAAGCAGAGGGACUUAUUGUUUUACCCGGCAUGGGCUUUUGCAUUACCAAUUUGGGUCCUUAGGAUCCCCUUGUCACUCAUGGAGUCAGGGAUAUGGAUCAUUCUCACGUAUUACACUAUUGGGUUUGCCCCUUCUGCUAGUAGGUUUUUCCGCCAAUUAGUGGCAUUAUUUCUCGUGCAUCAGAUGGCUUUGUCUCUCUUCCGCUUCAUUGCAACACUUGGAAGAACACAGAUUGUGGCCAACACCCUUGCUACCUUUACAUUACUACUGGUUUUUGUUCGGGGUGGAUUCAUUGUAUCCAAAGAUGAUAUUGAACCAUGGAUGAUAUGGGCAUAUUAUGCUUCUCCAAUGACGUAUGGACAAAAUGCGCUUGUCAUCAAUGAAUUUCUUGAUGACAGAUGGAGUGCGCCCAACAUCAAUCGAAGAAUUCCAGAACCCACAGUUGGGAAAGCUCUUCUCAAGGAAAGAGGCAUGUUUGUGGAUGGAUAUUGGUAUUGGAUUUGUGUUGGUGCACUCACGGGGUUUUCUCUGCUCUUCAAUAUCUGUUUCAUUGCAGCUCUGACAUAUUUGAACCCUCUGGAAGGCUCAAACUCUGUCAUUAUUGAUGAGGAUGAUGAAAAAAAGAGUGAGAAGCAGUCUAUGGUAACAGGUAUUGCUAUGGAAGUAAGGAACACUGGAGAAAACACCAAAUCAGUUGUCAAAGAUGCAAAUCAUGCGCCUACUAAAAGGGAAAUGGUGUUGCCCUUCCAGCCCUUAUCACUUGCAUUUGAGUAUGUGAAUUACUAUGUUGAUAUGCCUGCUGAAAUGAAGAGCCAAGAAAUUGAAGUGGAUCGUCUCCAACUGCUGUGGGAUGCUAGCGGUGCUUUCAGGCCAGGUAUUCUAACCGCAUUAGUUGGUGUUAGUAGUGCUGGAAAGACCACUUUGAUGGAUCUGUUAGCAGGAAGGAAAACUGGUGGGUACAUUGAAGGAAGAAUCAGCAUUUCUGGUUACCCCCAAGACCAAGCCACUUUCGCUCGUGUUAGUGGUUACUGUGCACAGAAUGAUAUACAUUCUCCACAUGUAACUGUUUAUGAAUCUCUUGUUUACUCAGCCUGGCUGCGCCUUGCUCCAGAUGUCAAGAAGGAAACAAGGCAGAUGUUUGUUGAGGAAGUAAUGGAUUUGGUUGAGCUUCACCCCCUGAGGAAUGCUUUGGUUGGCCUUCCGGGAAUAGAUGGGCUUUCAACAGAACAGAGGAAGAGGCUGACAGUUGGUGUAGAAUUGGUUGCUAACCCCUCCAUCAUCUUCAUGGAUGAGCCAACGACAGGCCUUGAUGCUAGAGCAGCUAGAAUUGUUAUGCGUACUGUUAGAAACAUAGUGGAUACAGGGCGGACUGUUGUCUGCACCAUUCACCAGCCAAGCAUAGACAUCUUUGAAGCUUUCGAUGAGCUAUUGCUGAUGAAGAGAGGAGGACAAAUCAUUUAUGCUGGACCUCUUGGUCGCAAUUCUCACAAGCUUGUAGAGUACUUUGAAGCUGUCCCGGGGGUUCCUAAAGUCAGAGAUGGUCAAAAUCCUGCUACAUGGAUGCUGGAGGUCAGCUCUGCUGCAGUUGAGGCUCAACUUGGUGUGGAUUUUGCAGAAAUUUAUGCUAAAUCUGAACUCUAUCAGAGGAAUCAGGAACUCAUCAAAGUGAUCAGCACACCAUCACCAGGAUCCAAAAACCUUUAUUUCCCCACCAAAUACUCUCAAAGCUUUAUUACCCAAUGCAAGGCUUGCUUCUGGAAACAGCACUGGUCUUAUUGGAGGAAUCCUCCCUAUAAUGCUAUCCGGCUCUUCUUGACCAUAAUUAUUGGUGUUCUAUUUGGAGCAAUUUUCAGGAACAAAGGAAAGCAGACAGACAAAGAACAAGACCUAAUAAAUCUGCUGGGAGCUAUGUUUUCAGCUGUCUUCUUCCUUGGAACCACCAACACUGCCGCAGUGCAGCCUGUUGUGGCAAUUGAGAGAACAGUCUUCUACCGUGAAAGGGCAGCUGGGAUGUAUUCAGCAUUGCCUUACGCAUUUGCCCAGGUGGCCAUAGAGGCAAUUUACGUUGCCAUGCAAACUUGUCUUUACAGUCUUCUCCUCUACUCUAUGAUGGGAUUCUACUGGCGAGUGGACAAGUUCUUAUGGUUCUACUACUACCUAUUCAUGUGCUUUAUUUACUUCACAUUGUAUGGAAUGAUGAUUGUAGCACUCACUCCCAGCCAUCAAAUUGCUGCCAUUGUUAUGUCCUUCUUCCUAAGCUUUUGGAAUCUCUUCUCUGGUUUUCUCAUCCAUAGGAUGCAAAUACCAAUAUGGUGGAGGUGGUACUACUGGGCUUCCCCUGUUGCUUGGACCAUCUACGGACUAGUGACAUCUCAGGUGGGCGACAAGGAGGAUCCGGUUCAGGUACCCGGAGCAGAUGACAUGUCAGUGAAGCAGUAUCUUAAGGAGGCUUUAGGCUUUGAAUAUGAUUUCCUGGGAGCGGUUGCCUUGGCUCAUAUUGGUUGGGUCCUCCUCUUCUUAUUUGUCUUUGCCUAUGGCAUUAAGUUCCUUGACUUCCAAAGGAGAUAA